AUGACUAGCGUCAGUCGUGACGCGGGUAGAGGACGCGUCAAAGACGUCAAGAGAAACCUCUUUGGAACAGUUGAUCAUAAGCAAAUUCGAGACGAUUUAGCCAGAGAGUUAAAGUACAUGUCAGAAGAAAAGAAAUGCCAGUGGAAUUUUGAUUUUGAGAAUUGUCAACCGCUUUCAGGUAGAUUCAAGUGGCAGCGAGUUGGAAAGAGACUACAAACCCGUAAAUCGCCAACCGAAGGGAUUUCUACGUGUGACACGGAAUCUUCCGAAAAUUUCUGUCGCCAAAACAUUGUCGAUCCUACCCACUCUGCCGCAAGGUAUAAUCUAAGAACUAGAGGCAGAGAAGGGGAAAGCAUUCCAAGGAGUGGUUUCGUACCGAUCGACCCUUCGCGGAAACGUUUACGAGAGUUUGGCGAUGCGCCGGCUGGAAAUAGAAACAAAAAAGUCGCAGGUGAAUUUUAAAUUGUUAUUUGUGUCAUUAUUAAUACUUAAAGUUACACAGACGGUCAAUCAGAUUUCAAGCGAAGUUGUUAAGAGAUUAUUUUUCUCUCCUUCUAGGUAAUUGCGUGAAACAGAGAAAUUCUAGAGAAAGAAGAGCCAAAACUUCGGUAAUAAAGCGACCUUACGAGGCUAAGAGAGCUCGACGUUGAUAGAACCGUAAUAAAAUGUUUGUCUGAAAUUUUGCAACUGUAAAGUUGGGUCGCAAGUUAUCUGCGUCGAGAUUAAAAAUCUUCUCUCGUGGGUUAUUGCAUACGAUGUAAAUUUACAUCCAGCAAACCGAAUUCCGUGAGAUUAUUAUCCUUCAGACAAAUCAAUGUUUGAGUUUGUACAAAGAAAAAUUCCCGCUUUUUAUAGUGAGAGAGUAACGUGUAACGGCAAGACGUACUGUAUAUUCUACAGAAAAUCAAGUUUUAUUUUCUCUUUUAAUGCUCUCGUGCACAGCUUCUUUCGCGGAGCGGAUGUCAUCGAUUCAGUUUAGUUUUGGCCAAAAUAUUUUGUUAGCGUCGCUUUCCAUGGUUGAAAGAGCACAAAGUACAAGACGACGCGGAUCCACCACUGGAAAAUCAAAUAAUCGAUUAAAAAGCUUACUUUGUAAAUAACAGAACUGAAAUCAGAGUUUACUUAAGAUUAUAACAGUAAACUUUAAUCAAUGUACCUUUUUUUUUUUUUAGUCUAGCUUUUAAGUUGUAAAAGAAAAGCCGAUAUUUUUGUUGUCAUGCGAGUGAUCUGGUGAUCUCGGGCCACUUUCGCGGCAAAAUUUCAGAGAUAUGACAGAUGUUGUAAGGUAUUGUUGUGAAAAAAAGAAAAGAUUUCAGCAGCAUGUUAUUAGCAGCAAUUUAAAAGUAUGUUCGAUUCGAUUUCUAAAGAAAAUGUUACAGAUGUUGUGCCCACCUUCUCUUUUUUUUCAACAGGCUAUUAAUUGAUUUAACGUCUGUGUAUAGUCAUCGAUCGAUUCUUCUUUGUAACGAUCGGGUACGUUUGACAAUUAAUUGACAGCCAUAGUAACAGGAUUACAAUCUGUUAUCGAACCAGCAAUCAAACCUCUCUGGGAAAUGGAACAAUCCGUUUAAUUAUAAACAACAGUGAUAAUUGACCGUCAAAAGCUAAGGUAAAGUGAUGAAUUAUAACGAUUUUGUGUUUUGAUGAUACUAUGCAUUUUGACACAAUAUCCAAUAGAUUAUUAGAUAUAAAUGUUUAUAACUAGAUAGUUGAAUAGCUGAAGUAAAUCUCAAAAUAUCAUUGAAAGUAGAGAAGACCUUUUGAAAUGAUUAAUUCCAAUGAAAGACUUCAGUAAUGGUGAUUUUUCUACACGUUUCUGUAGGGUGUCUAAUUUCAUUUGACGGCAUUCUUGAAUUUGGCGUAUGUGCCCACUUCAGUUUCACGCUGAGACAUGCGUCCCCCUUGCGGAAAACAAAUGAAGUUUUCUUUGUUUUUCGUUGCGUGAAACAAUCGGUUUACCUUUCAAGUCUCAGGCCAGACCGUUGAAAAGGCUUGCUUUUAAUCUGUUGAGGAGAAACAAACAGGGUACACAGUUUUUUAUGCAGGAAAAUGCGGGGGAAAAGUGUUUUUUCUUGUAAAGAGUUAUCUUUUUCCUCGUUGAUGCAAGUUUAGGCUGCCUGUUAGAGCACGAACACCUGGAGCAAACUUGGAAAUGCUUUCCUCCAUAUGCCAUGGGUUUUCUGUGAGAAAGUUAUUUUGGAAGUUGGGUAGAUCUCAUGUUUCACCAAAUGAAUGAUUCACGUAACCCAGCUGGUUUCUUUUAGCUCAAAAUAGAAGGGAGAAAUCGAGAUUACAUUGUAUCCAGUCUGCGCAUCCAAUGUAGCAAUGCGCGACAUUGUGACGAGAUAAUCUCAACGUGGACCCCAACUCACGCGCGUUAGCUCUCUGUAGGAGAUGGUGUCGGCUCAAGGUGAAUCGAGGAAGUUCUCGGUAACAGGACGUUGAGGCGAAACCGCUGACUUUCCCUCAGUCCUUUCUUUGCUCAUCAAGCUAGGAAUAAGAGUGGAAAACGAUUUGUCCAUGUUUCAAUGUGACUAAGGCGUCUGCCACGCACUUGCAUUAUAGAUGACAAACGCAGCCCGAACGUGACGCGCGUAACUCGCCACGAGAGCCUCAACAGCUACUCAAAACGAUCGUAACGGGAUUGACCACAGCAACUCGAAAGCAACUCGCUGCAACGGUCGACAAGUGUCUACUGUUGCAAACAGAUCAUGUUUCAUCACUUACAGAUUUAAUGAGAAUCAUGAUCUUAUUUUCGCCUGCAGCGCGAUGUGAUGUGUUGAUUUGUGAUAUUGGAUAAAG
Pocillopora meandrina is the source of this 2802-nucleotide messenger RNA. NCBI's taxonomy places the organism in Eukaryota, Metazoa, Cnidaria, Anthozoa, Scleractinia, Pocilloporidae. The record is from the annotation of a GenBank genome assembly.